ACCGGCGGAAAAGCUCCGAGGAAUCAGCUCGCCAAGGUCAGCGGAUUUAGUCAGACGUGUUAUGUUUUCUCCGAUGACCGGAGGCUCUCCGGCGAUAGGUCGUGGAGAGAAAAAGAUAUACCGUGAACCAGAGAGAAAGGCAAAGGAAGAUCCGGUAGGCCCCUCCACUACAAGUAUCAACCACUUGAUCCCCAACUUAACGGCAUCGGCAGCGAGCCAACAACGACCUCUUCAUGUUCGGCCAAACGUAAGCCGCGUUUCUUGCAUUUCACGUGGAACGAGAUCCUCCUAUGUCCACGUGAUUGACUUCGAUGCGGGCCAGAGCCUGCAAUGGCCGGGCCUCCUCCGCAGCCUGGCAUCGCAGGGUGACACUCUAUGCCGUGUGCGGAUCACGGGCGUGGGCGGAUCAAAGCAGGAGCUGAUGGAAACGGGCGGGCGGCUGUUGGGGCUUGUGGCUGCCCUGAACCUGCUGUUAGAGUUCCACUCGAUUUCCGGCCAGCUGGAGGAUGUCCGCCAAUGGAUGCUCCACGUGAAGGAGGGCGAAACUGUGGUCGUCAGAUGCGUUUUGAAGCUGCACAUGCUGUUGUGCAACCCGAUGGGAGCUGCAAUGAGGGACUUCAUGGGCGAGGGGGAACAUGACGGUCCAGACCUAGAGUGGUUUUUGACUCAGUUUUUGACCGGUGGAACGGGCCUGCCGUUAGGGAGCGCAAUCCGGUUGAGGGUGGAGGAGAUGUUAGAGAACUUAGCAAAAUGUAUUGUUCUUCACAUCAAUGUUGACGAUUUGCUCAUGAAACAAUCCUUGAAAGCCUUGAUCGACGAUAUUCUUCUUUGCUUAAGUUGCUUUAUACCUGCCAUCUUUACAUUUUUAAGAGUACCUAGACUAGCAGUGGUAAUUGUGGUGCAGAGGAAAGAUUCACAGUGCUAUGUCAAUAUCAAAAGGAAAUCAUGUGCUGAAGUUGGUAUCAACUACAUCGAUUUCGACCUUCCUGAGGACGUAUCUGAAUCUAAGUUGAUAUCCAAAGUCCAUGAGCUGAACAUGAAUCCCAAUGUUCAUGAUGUCAACGGAAAAUGGUAA
Molecule: messenger RNA, 1075 nt
Organism: Striga asiatica
Lineage: Eukaryota; Viridiplantae; Streptophyta; Magnoliopsida; Lamiales; Orobanchaceae
Source: the annotation of a GenBank genome assembly